This is a messenger RNA of Phyllotreta striolata, 2302 nucleotides long. The record is from the annotation of a GenBank genome assembly. Lineage: Eukaryota; Metazoa; Arthropoda; Insecta; Coleoptera; Chrysomelidae.
CGGUGAGCGCGAUAAAAACACAUUGUAUGCGUAUCACGUUUGCACGAAACUCGCGAUUCGAACGUGUCUUUCAUCAGUAUCAAGUGCAAUAACUGUAUCGACGAUCCGAGCAAAUCGGGAAUCGACAAAAUGUCCAAUAAAAUAUACAUGUGGGACGAACACAUGCAAAUUGAGACCGGCAGGGAGAAAAAACCAUUUAUACUAACCGGCAAUUCGGAAGAGAAAACACCUAUUCGAAAGGACGACGACGAACGCGGGGGAUGGAGCAACAAAUUAGAUUUCCUCAUGUCCUGCAUCAGCUUAUCUGUUGGGCUUGGAAAUGUAUGGAGAUUUCCAUAUUUAUGUUACAAAAACGGUGGAGGUACUUUCUUCAUCACCUACCACAUAGCAAUGUUCCUGUGCGGCAUCCCGCUGUUCUUUCAGGAGGUAGCAAUUGGCCAAUAUUUAGGCUCCGGGGGAAUGACUUUCGUCGGGCAGCUGUGCCCCAUUCUGAAGGGCGUGGGCUACGCUACGAUGACCAUCGUCUUCCUUCUGGACGUUUAUUACUGCGUUAUAAUCGCUUGGACGCUGUUCUACAUUUACAGCAGCUUAGCCAGCGAGUUGCCCUGGUCGCAUUGCGGUAAUUGGUGGAAUACUGAUGUAUGUUAUGAAAAGACUAAUUCUACUAUAGGGCUGAUUAACGCGACGAAUAUAACCAAUCGAUUAUCGUCAGUUGAAGAGUUUUUUGAUCAACGUGUAUUGGGUAUUACUAAUGGGUUAGAAGAAAUAGGGGGAAUGCAGUGGAACAUAUUUAUUGCUUUAUGCGUUGGUUGGAUAAUGGUGUAUAGUAUUAUUAGAAAAGGCUUACAUCAAAGUGGAAAGUUAAUAUGGUUCACUGCACUAUUUCCGUACGUCAUCCUAAUAAUAAUGUUAGUUAGAGCAGUCACCUUAGAAGGCGCCAGCGAUGGGCUCUUGUUUUACGUAACGCCCAAAUGGGAGGCUCUGCUGACACCAGGACCUUGGAUGGACGGUGCUUCUCAGAUAUUUUUCGCUUACAGUAUCGGAUGCGGAGCUCUGCCUGCUCUAGGUUCUUACAACAAAUUUCACCACAAUUCCUACAGAGAUGCUGUGAUAACAUGUUUUGUGAACACGUUUACUUCUAUAAUAGCCGGUAUAGUGACUUUUUCGAUAUUAGGACACUUGGCCUUGGAACAAAACACCAAUGUUGAAGAUGUGGUCAAGAGCGGUCCUGGUUUGGUUUUCAUCACGUAUCCCCAAGUCGUGUUAAAAUUACCAGGCUCGUCGUUUUGGGCUGUUGCGUUUUUCAUUAUGCUUUUGUUAUUGGGGAUCGACAGCGAGUUUUGCUUGGUGGAAUCUUUUAUUACCGGAAUAUUGGACAAUUGGUCCCAAACCCUGAGGCCUUACAGAAAUACAUUCACAGCGGCCGUUUGUAUCGUUAUGUUCCUCCUGGGAAUACCUAUGGUCACACAAGGUGGCAUGUACGUGUUCAAAUUAAUGGAUAACUAUUCGGCGAGCGGGAUAUCGCUGCUGUGGGUCUGCUUUUUCCAAACCAUCGGCAUUUCCUGGUUUUUCGGCGUGGAUAAAUUGAGCGAUUGCAUUGAAAAAAUGAUGGGAAUUAGACCGAACUCAUUCUGGACGGUUUGCUGGAAAUACGUUGCGCCACUCGUUAUGGCUGUGAUAUUCGUUAGUCAAUGUUUCGAGUACCAAAGACUAGAAUACAGCGAUUAUAAGUAUCCUCUAUGGGCUGAUAUGGUGGGAUUGAUGAUUAGUUUUUCGUCGAUGGCUUGGAUACCUAUUUAUGCUAUUUAUUAUGUGCUUUCACAACCUGGCAGCAUAAUGCAGAAUAUGAAGAAGGGGAUCAAAUCUAACAUAGCUCAAAGGAAAAUAUCAAUUUGCGAUCAGAGUACAGGUACUCUGAUUACUCAAAGCAACGUCGUAUUGUUAACGCCGAAUACAUCAGUUUUGGGUGUCAAUACGUGAGCAAAAAUAAUCACCAGAUACGUUUUAUUUAUUAAUUAGUAAUUAUCGUAUUUUAUUUAGACCAAACAAAAAUUUAUUUAUAAAUAAUUACUAGACAGUAAACAAAUAUUAUCCGAAUUAAAAAUGAACUCUAGACUCAGGGCUAAAUAUUGAUAUUGUCUACAUCUAAUUGUUAGAUUCCACUCAUAAAUAGCAGUUUUAUUAAACUAUUAUUUGCCACUGUCGGAUGUAUACGUUUUCAACGUCGCAAAAUUAUAUUUAUGCGAUAUUUUUGAAGCUUUUUUUAAUGUUAACUUGAAUAUAUAAUGUAAUUGAAACAUUG